Messenger RNA from Homarus americanus (American lobster), 1110 nucleotides. RefSeq names its product homeobox protein aristaless-like. NCBI's taxonomy places the organism in Eukaryota, Metazoa, Arthropoda, Malacostraca, Decapoda, Nephropidae. Gene Ontology annotation, molecular function: DNA-binding transcription factor activity, RNA polymerase II-specific; RNA polymerase II transcription regulatory region sequence-specific DNA binding. The transcript has 4 exons. Bases 1 to 1110 code for a protein of 369 amino acids. The record is from RefSeq and is a predicted model, not a curated record. Gene Ontology annotation, biological process: regulation of transcription by RNA polymerase II.
AUGGACGACAAGAUGUUAGAAGGGGGUGGUGGAGGUUUCUCUGACGCCCAUUUCAGGGGUCUGAGGGCGGGUGUAGGCGUCAAUAUGGGCGGCUACUCUAUCAACGGUCUCCUCACCCCUACCUCCCAGCCUGACCAGAGCUCCGGGCUACUACACAAUCUGACGCCUAUCAAAACGACCUUCACCAACUACCAGCUGGAGGAGUUAGAGAGAGCCUUCCACAGGACCCACUACCCCGACGUGUUCUUCAGGGAGGAACUCGCCUUAAGGAUCGACUUGACGGAGGCCAGAGUUCAGGUAUGGUUCCAAAAUCGACGGGCCAAGUGGAGGAAACAAGAGAAACUGGCAGUGAAACACCAGGAGGCAGCAGCAGCAGCAGUAGCGGCGGCAGUAGGACAGCAGCAGGGAACGGGUGGCUUGCAGGGUGUAGGACUACAGGGUGUGGGCGUGAUGCAGCAGCAGCAACAAGGCAUCAAUGUCACGCUACCUGCAGGCGCCGCCUCACAGUCCAGUCAAGUGGUAGUAGCUUCUCUGACUCCCAUGACAGGGUCAUCUUCCCCGGGGUCAUCAUUUCCCUGCCUGGGUAUGGAAUGGACUUCGCCCUUCACUUCCACGCUUUCAACGCCGCCUCCGCCCACAACGCCAACACCAGCAUCUUCCCCGCCACCCGAGCACUCGCCCGUCCUCGCCAGCCCUUACUACCUGGGCGUGCGGGGGUCUGACCUCGACCCUCACGAGGACGAGAAGCCACCCACGCUCGCUCAGGCAUUCGCGCCAGCUUUCUCCAGCGGCGCCCUCAGUCUCACUUCCCCUGGGCUGAGUCUCACGACCGCAGGACUCAAUCUCACCCCCACGAGUCUGUCUCUUACUUCAGCAAGUCUCCCCCUGACUCCAAGUUUAUCUCUCACCCCCACCACCUUGGCCCUCGCGCCUUCCACACUGUCUCUAGCGCCCACAACUUUAUGUCUCACGCCCUCAACCCCGUCUCUUGUGCCCACAACCUUAUCACUUACCUCCCCUGCCCUGUCCCUCACGCCCACAAGUCUGUCGCAGCUGAGAAUGAAGGCGAGAGAACACAUUUCCUCUUUUAUCAACCUCAACACUGACUAA